Corticium candelabrum is the source of this 3053-nucleotide messenger RNA. RefSeq names its product golgin subfamily A member 6-like protein 24. The transcript has 8 exons. NCBI's taxonomy places the organism in Eukaryota, Metazoa, Porifera, Homoscleromorpha, Homosclerophorida, Plakinidae. Bases 92 to 2878 code for a protein of 928 amino acids. The record is from RefSeq and is a predicted model, not a curated record.
ACGACCUACUUUGGGGGAGCGACGGGAUAAAGUUUCCAUUUCUUAUCAACUGCGCCAGCAGUUCUUAGUUAGAAAACGGUCGUAGCUACCUAUGACUUUUGUAGCAGAAAGCGAUGAACAGCUAAUCAUAGUGACAGGACCCAACGAUGAGGCCUUGGCAGACUUUCGGUCGACGUUGACAGCUGUGGCUCCGGACACUAAAAACAGGAUAAAAGUACUUCUAAACAAUCAGCUGCGUAACUCAGGCGUAGACUUUCGCAAACGUCACGUCAAGUGCUUUCUGGUGAUGCCACGUGCAAGCCGCACCUUCGUCUACAUCAAGGGUGAUGAAGCUAGCAUGUCUACGGAACUCGAUCACAUCUGCUGCGAUGAAAAUAAUCAAUGGAACAUCGAACGAGUCUUAGUUGUACUGUAUCGAAACAAAGAAAUUGAAGAAAGUGAAGAUUUGUACGACCAACAGAUCAACUCAUACUGGAAGGAAGGACUCCAAAAAGAACUCGAGCAGUUCGCAAACGUAGACCAUCUGAUCAGCUUCAAGAGCACACUAAACAAACGACAGCAAGAUGCUCUUUGCCAGUUUUUACAAAUAGAAUCAUCUUUUUGUCAACCACAAUCUGAAAAACAACUACAACAGUCUACUCUGUAUACAGCAGACGAAGAACCAAAAAUUACAGAAAUCAUUAGCGAUGUUCCUAGUGUCAAAGUUAACUCUUCUGUAUUACGCCGAUCAGAACAAGAGGAUGUUUCGUCUAUUACAGUAGCCGAAGCCAAACCACAAGAGACGAGUAAAACUGAUGCUGCAGCAGAACAGAACAGAAAUUCACAGACACAAUUGGAGCAAAUAAGAAAAGAACUUGACGCUUUAAAGCAACAAAUCGAUAAACUAAUGCAACUUCAGCCUCAAAUUGAUGCUUGGACACAAUUGGAGCAGAUUAGGAAAGACUAUGACGCUUUAAAGCAACAAAUUGAUAAACUUCAAUCUCAAAGUGAUUGUAGUGCAGAGCAGAUUACAGACCUAACCCAAUCAACAAAUAUUCUAUUCGAAAAUUAUAAAAGAGCAGAGAAUGACAAUUUCUCUAUACGUCAGCAAAUAAUUGAAAUUAUAGAACCUGUACAGCAGCUAAUUCAGAGGCAACAGCAAUCAGAUGUCACACAACAGGAAUCAGAAGUCACGAAUCAGAAACUGGAAGUCAGGCAACAAGAACGAAUGCUCAGGCAACAGGAACCGGUCAGGCAACAGGAAUUGGAUAAAACAACUUCAACCACUGAUCUUACAGAUUCAAGUACAGAGGAUCAAAAUGAUGAUGAAUCUUGUUGCUCUGGUUGUGUAAGCUCGGGUUAUUACCGUAAAAGCAGUAACUUGGAAAAGAUGCCUAAAACGAAAUAUGUGGGCGGAGAGUUUGAAUUCAUUUCGUUGCAAUCGCUUCAGUAUAGACAGGGUCCAUGCAAGGUUGUGAACGCACAACUGCGCAAAUCUAGUACAUACUACAUCAUGGGAAACUCUUCGAGCAAACCCCAACAAGAAGAACAGAGACAUCAACCAGAAAUACACAGAAGACCACAGCAAAAAGAGCAAUGCCAACGAGAAGAGAGGCGUCAACAAGAAGAGAGAUCACGCCAGGAAGCGCAGAUAAAACAACAAGAACGACAAGAACAAGAAAAGCAACGCCGACAAGAACAGAGACGUCAACAAGAAGAGACACGCCGCCAAGAAGAAAUGAAGCGCCAACAAGAAGAAAAAGAAGAAGAAGAAAAAAAACGACUACUAGACGAGAGACGUCGUCGACUAGAAGAACAAACAAAAAUAAACGCAGAAGAAGAACAUGAAUUAGAAAAGAGACGCUGCCUCAGACGGCAGAGAAAACAAGAAGAAGAAGAAGAAGCAGCAGCAGCAGCAGCAGCAGCAGCAAAGGAACGCCAACAAGAAGACAGACGACGACAAGAAGAGAGACGCCAGCAAGAAGAACAGAGAAGACAACAAGAAAAAGAAGAAGAAGAACAACGUCAACGAGAAGAAAGACGUCAACAAGAAGAGAGACGCCAGCAAGAAGAACAAGAAGUAGACAAAUUAAGAAACGCUGUGAUUAACCUAUUUUCUGGCCAGCAGUUGCUACUAAUUGGACACUCUGGCGUUGGGAAAUCGUCUUUUAUUAACACUGUAAACCACGCCUUCAAUCUUGUUCAGCCAAGGUUUCCUUACCAGGAAGUGGCGGAGAUGAGCACAAAAGAAUCCCUACACGGAACACUUAUCUACCGCACGUACGGCCCUCCAAAUGUGAUGUAUACAGCAUUGCAAGAGAGUGAAUUUUCAGCAAAACAAAAGAGUGCCCCUACAUUCUUUGACGUCGCUGGAGUCACUGAUAAGAUUGUAAAUGACUUCGAUCUUAAACAGUUUCUGAUCUAUCUCAUAAACGGCCAAGUAAGAGAAUAUACUCACAUGGUAAAGAUCUACAACAAACUACAGGACGUAGAACAAAUGAAGAAACAAAGGAAAGUAAAUAGCCAAAGAGCGUGGUCAUUAUUAUGCAUAGUUUCUGUUGCUGACGCGUUUCCGGUGAAGCUCCUUACUCACGUUCGCGAGGCUCUGAAAGAAUUACAGGAACACCCGAGAGACGGAGCAAGAGUUUUUGUGAUUCUUACAAAAAGUGACGAAUUGGACAAAGAAGACCAAAAUACGAAAAUAGAAGAGUACAGAAAGAGAUGUAUGGAAAAUUUGAGCGUUGUGGAAACGCGAAUUUUUAAGGUAGAAAACUUCAUGGUGAACGAAUGCAGAGAUGACCUAAGUAUGAAGAGGAAUCUAGAAAAAGAAAAGCAAGUUCUGACUGCUCUAUAUCAUAUUCUUCAACCAUGUCACAAACCCCCCUUUCUUGAGCAAUAAGAAGAUUGAGAGCUGACAAUAGUAUUUUGGACUGAUUAGAUGAAAUGUUAGAAGAUACAGCACUUUGUCUGAUAAGACAAUUUCAUGGAAAGUACACUGUACGUACAAGUAUUGUAUGCCUACGUAGAUAAUGCGAUUUUUUUUGUUAUCAGCUAUUGCACACUGCUAAAUGAAA